This is a messenger RNA of Lactuca sativa (garden lettuce), 1203 nucleotides long. Its product is annotated as putative carboxylesterase 8. The record is from RefSeq and is a predicted model, not a curated record. NCBI's taxonomy places the organism in Eukaryota, Viridiplantae, Streptophyta, Magnoliopsida, Asterales, Asteraceae. Gene Ontology annotation, molecular function: hydrolase activity.
ACACUAACUAGGAGUGCGUAUAUAUAUAUUGACAACAUAUCUUUCUUUUAUCCACAAACAAUGGCUGAUCCAAAAUCCAUUUCUGAUCCUUACGAGCACCUUAAACUCAAACUAAACCCGGAUGGGUCAUUAACCAGACUUGCCCCGGUUCCAACCUUACCCGCAACACCCGAACUCACAUCCGAUAACCAACUCGCUCUCUCCAAAGACAUACCACUAAACACCACCAACGCCACCUUCAUCCGCCUCUUCCGCCCCGUGUCACCACCAACAAACACCACCAAGAACCUCCCAAUCAUUAUCUACUUCCACGGUGGCGGCUUUAUCCUCUUUAGCGCCACCUCUUUGCCCUUCCACAAUUCAUGUGCUGCCAUGUCCGCUCACUCUCAGGCGAUCGUGAUCUCCGUUGAGUACCGUCUCGCCCCAGAACACCGUCUCCCGGCGGCAUAUGACGAUGCCGUGGACGCGGUGUUGUGGGUUCGUGACCAGGCUUUAAGAAUCAACAGUUCUGAUGAAUGGUUGACAAACCACGCUGACUUUUCUAAAGUUUACUUGAUGGGAAGUAGUGCAGGAGGAAACAUAGUGUACAAUGCGGGUUUACGUGCACUUGAUCUUGAUCUCGAUCCGAUAAAGAUCAUAGGGCUCAUAAUGAACGAACCCUUUUUUGGUGGGGUCGAUCGUACCGAAUCAGAACUUCGACUAGUAAAUGACCCUAUUGUCCCUUUGGUGGUGAAUGACCUCAUGUGGUGUCUCUCACUCCCAAAAGGAAGCGAGAGAGAUCAUCAAUAUUGUAAUCUAUCACAUGAUCAAAAUGGAUAUCGAAAUGAAAAGAUUGUACGUCUACCAAAAUGCCUAGUCAAAGGUUAUAGUGGGGACCCACUAGUUGAUAGACAAAAGGAGUUUGCUAAUAUGUUGGAGGCACGUGGGGUGCACGUGAUAAAGAAAUUUGAUGAAGGGUUUCAUGGUGUAGAGUUCUUUGAUCCCCAAAAGGCACAAGUCUUGUAUGAUGAUAUCAAGAGUUUUAUUUGGGCUCUUGAUGAUAAAGAGUCAGCUUUAUGAUCCGUUGGAAACAUUGGAAAGAUGAGGGUGUUAUUUUGUAAUGCUUUUGUUUUCACUGUAGUUUUUUGUUAUUAUUAUAUGAAACAAAAUGUAUUACUAUAUUAUAACAUAUGCACUUAGUACUUGCUAUCGAUAGUUAUGUAA